This is a messenger RNA of Oncorhynchus nerka (sockeye salmon), 4377 nucleotides long. Its product is annotated as rho GTPase-activating protein 18-like. NCBI's taxonomy places the organism in Eukaryota, Metazoa, Chordata, Actinopteri, Salmoniformes, Salmonidae. The record is from RefSeq and is a predicted model, not a curated record. The transcript has 15 exons. Gene Ontology annotation, molecular function: GTPase activator activity. Gene Ontology annotation, biological process: regulation of actin filament polymerization; regulation of small GTPase mediated signal transduction; signal transduction. Gene Ontology annotation, cellular component: cytoplasm. The coding region runs from base 98 to 2101 and encodes 667 amino acids.
GGCAGUGAGUGAGAUCAUUGAAACAGCUCCCCUCUCACACAGCGUUACUACCCCUAGAGCUGUGUACAUUUUAAGUCACCUGCGAACUGCAACAAUAAUGCAGCAUGAGUCGCGCAACAUGAAUCGCCAGCAGGACGCCAAGGGAGUAAUCUUGACCGGGUAUUUUAGCAAUAGUGAAGUUUCACCUCCCGCCUCAGUUGUCAAUAAUGCCGAAGAGAUCGAGUCUUCAUCGUUGAGGACAGGCCUCUACAGUGUCCAGAGCCGGCCCAAAAAUGCCUCAGGAAAGCCCCCAUACCACUGCUGUAACUCCCGGGACUCACUGGACGAGCUGUUCAUGGAUGAAUACUGGACAGAGGUGGAGAACAUCACCCUUAGCGGCGAGGGAAAGGGGGAUGCAGAGCCACAGGAGGUGGUGCAGCUGAAGUUGCCUGAUGAGGGGGAACAGGAGAAGGCAUGGCUGACUGAGGCAGGGCUGGCCCCUCUGUUUGACGAGUCGGCGUCGGACCCCGAGGACAUGAUGGGGCUGUUGUUCACACUGACGCGCACACAGGCUGCAGCCGUAGAGAAACGUUUUGAAACCAUCAGGAAGAGGAACAAGCAGCACCACAUACCUGACGUCAGAGACAUCUUCAAACUCCCAGGCACACUGGAGUCAAAGGAGGAUGAAGCAAAGUCAACAGAGAAAAAAACAGAAAACAGAAAAAUUAAUAUUACGACAGAUGGUCAGGUGGUGGGGCAGGGGAAUGGGGCUGGCCCUUCUGAGCAGAGUGUGUCUGAACCUGAGACUGACAUCAACCUAGAGCUGUCCUUCUCUGAUCAGGCCCUCAGCUAUAAGGAGGACUCAAAGGCCAGCAGUGAGGCUCUGACGGACACAGACGAUAAGCUACCUAACUUCAAGCUAAGCAGAGACAAGACUGGGCUGACCAAGAUGGGGGACCUGUCCCCUCAGGAUAUGAAGAAGGUGCACCGCCUGGUACUGAUAGAGAUGACCGCUCUGUUUGACACGGCAGGCAUCGACCUCAAGGCCCACAAAGCCGUCAAACUCAAGGUCAAAGAGUCUGGCCUGUUUGGAGUUCCCCUGGCCGCCCUAUUGGAGCAGGACCAGAGGAGACAGCCAGGGACCAAGGUGCCAAUCAUACUGCAGAGGCUGAUCUUUCACAUAGAGGAGGAAGGUCUGGACACAGAGUGGCUUCUACGGAUACCCGGAUCAGCCACAAGAGUCAAGGCGGUGCAUGUGGAGCUGGAGGGGAAGUUCUAUGAGGGCCUGUUCUCAUGGGAGAGUCUGAAGCAGCACGAUGCAGCCAGCCUGCUCAAGCUCUUCAUCAGGGAGCUGCCCCACCCACUGCUCACUGUGGAGUACCUCAUUGCUUUCAUGGCAGUGCUCAAACUGCCCACUAAGACGCAACAGCUACAGGCUCUCAACUUAGUGGUUCUGCUACUUCCAGAGUCCAGCCGUGAUGUACUGAAGGCGCUGAUGGAGUUCCUUCAGAGGGUCAUAGAUCACAAAGAGCAGAACAAGAUGACCUUGAACAACGUUGCCGUGGUGAUGGCUCCAAACAUAUUCAUGUUUAAAGGCUUCCGCAACAAGAUCAGUAUGCAGCAGGAAUUAUCCAUGGCCACAGAGACCGCCAACAUCGUCCGACUGCUCAUCCGAUACCAAAACCUGCUCUGGACGAUUCCUAAAUUCAUAAUGAACCAAGUCAGGAAACAAAACACGGAGAACCAGAAGAAAAUUAGCAAAGAGCAUGCCAUGAGGAAACUCUUAAAGAAGAUUGCUUAUGACCGAGAGAAACCCGAAAAACAGGAGAAACCCCCCUCAGAGGCGGACAGUAGUUCUCAGGGCUUCAUCAGGGUCCAGGCCCCUCAGUUCUCUAAGGUCUCCAUGGCUGUCCAGUUGACUGAAGAGCUGCAGGCGUCUGACGUCCUCAGUCACUUCCUCAGCCAGAAGAGCUCUGUGUCUGUGAAGAGAGAAGACCUGUGCCUUUAUGAAAUAGGGGGCAAUAUCAAGGAGCGCUGUCUGGAUGAGGAUACCUAUAUGAAAGACCUGUUGGAGCUGAACCCCAGUGCAAAGUGGGUCAUCAAGUGGGUCAUCCAGAGAUAGGAUACUCACACCCUGCCAGCCAUGUCUUAAAUGUCCAAUGCAGCCAUUUUUAUCUCAAUAUCAAAUAAUUUCUGGGUAACAAAUAAAGUACCUUACUGUGAUUGUUUUCUAUUAAAAUGGUAAAAAUGAAACAAAAAUAGCUUAUUUGCAAAGGGCAAUUUCUCAAGCAUGAAUUUUGAUAGGACUGUCGGGUCUGAGUGAGGGGCCUGAUUGCACGAGCCUAAUGGGAGGGAUAUGUAACCUGAUAACUAGCUGUUAUUGGCAGAGAGGUUGCUAGGCAGGCCUCACUCCAUCCCAUUGAAACAGGCUGAAAUUUCAGGCGGUCUUUUCAAACGGCUCUUGCACUAAAAGGGCAUUAUCAUAAUUUUUACAAUUUCACAGACUUUUUCCAACCUCAUAGUGUGGAAAUAUACAUUCACUGUACAGUUUAUUAGGUACACCCAUCUAGUACCUGGAAGGAACCCCCCUUUGCUUCCAGAAAAGCCUGAAUUCUUUGUGGCGUGGUUUCUACAAAAUGUGGCGUUCAAACAUUGCUCAAUUGGUAUCAUGGGUCCUAAUGUGUGCCAGGAAAACAUUCACCACACCAUUACACCACCGGCACCAGCCUGUACCGUUGACACCAGACAGGAUUGGUCCAUGGACUUAAUGCUGCUAAUGCUAAAUCCUGAUUCUGCCAUCAGCAUGAUGCAACCGGAACCGGGAUUCGUCAGAGCAGGCAAUGUUUUUCCACUCCUCAAUUGUCCACCUGAACCACUUUAUGUUUUUAGCUGAUAGGUGUGGAACCUGAUGUGGUCGUCUGCUGCAAUAGCCCAUCCGUGACAAUGAUCGACGAGUUGUGAGUUCCGAGAUGGCGUUCUGCACACCACUGUUGUACUGCACUGUUAUUUGCCUAUUUGUGGCCCGUCUGCUUGCGCGAUUCUUGCCAUUCUCCUUCUCCAUUCUCCUCUCUCAUCAAUGAGCUGUUUUCGCCCAUAGGACUCCCUAGACACUGUCGUGCGUGAAAAGCCCAGGAGGCCGGCCAUUUCUGAGAUACUGGAAUCGGUGCGCCUGACACCGAUGAUCAUACCAUGCUCAAAGUCCCUUAGCUCACAAAUAUUUCCCACCCUAACGUUCAAUUGAACGCCUCGAUGACUUUCUGCCUGCUUUAUAUAGCAAGCCACGGCCACGUGUCUAAUUGUCUAUUGGUGCGAUGCAUCUUUGUGAACGGGGUAUUGUACCUAAUAAACUGUAUAUACAGUGUAUAUACAACAUAGGAAUAUCACGUUUUUGAGUGCACUGGGCCUUUAAAGGAUAACGGACGUGGGUAACAUUAAAGCUGACCACUGGACCCAGCAGGACAGGUAUUACAGAAGUGUUAAAGUUGUUUUCCUUUGGUGCUGUAGUUUAGAAUACAGUUUAAGUAGAUGUAUGCGGUGUGUUAGGUCCACAUGUGUACAGGGUAUUUACUGUUUGGGAUAAAGCGCUCCCCUGAUUGACAUGUAUGCUACUGGAAGUCCAACUUCCAAGAGCUUGAGGAGUUGAGGAGAGCCAAUGAACUAUAAUCUGUGGUGGUAUUGAUCAAUACAGUAAAUGCCCCAAACCAAGAAAACAACAGUUGAGGAAACAGUAUAUUGUAAUGGAUUGCUCUAAAAAUGACAACGACAAUGUUUUUACAUUCAAUGAUAGACAUUUAUGACAUAAUUUAAUUACUCAUAGGAUAUUCUCUAUUGUAAGAUUGGGGAGGCAUACAGGCCUCCCCAAACUACCAGGGUCAAUUCUAUUCUAUUUCAGUUUCAGUCAAUUCAGGAAGUACCCUGACAUUCCAAUUCUCUUCAAUGCUUUUCAAUUGGGAAGAAUUAGGAUUGGAAUUUGGUUUACUUUCUUAAUUGACUAGAAUUUAAAUGGAAUUGACCUCAACCCUGCUAGCUAAAAUUGUGUUCAUAUGAAUAUAUGUUGGGUAGAUGUGUUGGGUAGAACCGGUUCUCAAGCUGUGGUCCUAAGCUAGCAUUCCAGGUUGCUUCCUAAUAACAUUAACAUGUGUAGUUCUCAAAAGGUACUUUCGAUGGCGGGAUCAGUUUUGAAUAAUGCAAUGUAUGUCCGAUCAUUUCAAUUUAGAAAACAUGAAUAACAUUAUUUCAGAUAUGUACUGUAUUUUAUACACUCUACCUGCCCUUAUGUUGUUCUUGAUACUGUGAAUAUGACUUGAAAGAUGUUCCAUUUGAUGUUGUAUACUGUAUGUUAUACUGCUUCUGAAAUGACCACUAAACUUUUUGUAAAUAAAUGUGUAAUUGCUCCUA